AGUUUGCGUUGUGCGUGUUGUGCUGACUGAUGGCUGCUUUGGAAAAUUUUGCGAUAUCAUAAUCGCAUCCUUGUGAAACUCGGAAAUUCGCGAUAAAUAAGUGCCGAAAAAGUGAAUCUCCGAAUCCCAAUCGAUGCCAGAAAUGAUGUAGAUAACUGCGUGUAGGUUACUAGCAGCAGUGGCGCAUUUCAGUUUGCGGUGUCUCCGUUCUGAUGGAAUAGGUAUGUGCAUCAAUGGGAGACAAUGUUCAUCGCCACCAGGAUGCAAUGACUUCUAAUAGCAGCAGCAGCAGCACCAAUCUGACAUCGACCACAGCCGCCACAGGUAAUCAAUUGUCCCCUUCGCCUGCUUACAGCGGCGGCAAUAGCACCACUACCACCACCAGCACUUCCGAUAGCUCAUCAUCUGCUACGGGAGGAGCUGCGGGUGUCGUCAUUGUUAGCACCUCUCCCAGCACUUCCACCGUCGAGCCCCCUCUUGCCCUCUGCGUCCGAAAUAGCUCCGCCACGACCAACAUUACUGAUAAGGUGUCCGAUAACGACAAUGUGGACACUGGCAGCAAGUCGAGCGAUAGUGGAAAUUUGGCCUCCGUGCUAGACGGUGGUGGCAAGCAGCCGUCGGAAAAGGGGACCGAGAAAACCUCGAAAUCUCAGAAGAAUCUAACCGAGCGGGCGAAGAAAACUCCAUGGUAUAAUGUGAUUUACCCGUCGUACAAGUCGCGAACAGAGGAAUUCAAAAAGCUGUUCAAAGAAGUGUCCGAUGACGAGCGUUUAAUCGUGGACUAUUCGUGCGCAAUUCAGAAGGACAUUCUGGUUCACGGUCGGUUGUACGUUACCCAAAACUAUCUGUGCUUCCACGCGAACAUAAUCGUCUGGGUGACUCGGCUCUCGAUCCGCUGGAAGGACGUUACGUCAAUUACCAAAGAGAAGACUGCCCGGGUGAUUCCGAACGCGAUUUCGGUUUGCACCGACAAUGAGAAGCAUUUUCUCACCUCGUUUACUUCGCGCGAUAACACCUAUCUUAUGCUGUUUCGAGUGUGGCAGAAUGCGUUGAUGGAAAAACCGAUUAACCCUCAAGAGCUUUGGCAGUGGGUUCACACUUGUUACGGAGAUCAGUUGGGACUGACGAGUGACGACGAAGAUUAUAUCGAUCCGUACGAUAAGAAUACGGAAAAUUGCGGCACUGCCCCGAUCGCCGGCGAUCAGACUGCGGAGGACAUUAGCGGCACCAGAGACGUCGCCGAACUAUCAGACGAACCGACAACGGCCAUUAUCAUGGUGGCGAAGGAAACAAAACCGAAGAAAACGGCGGUCCACGCCAAGGUGGCCGCCUUCAACCCGGAAAGCAACAUUUCCACUCCCUGGGAGCUCCUCCCCACGGACAUGUCCGUCUCGACCGAGUCCUAGAAGAAGGAGGAGUCACCAGGGUUCGAGUGCAACUCAUUACAUUCCGGGCGGCAGCUGGUGCACACUAUUCUUCCGAUCAACGUUGACAUCCUAUUCGAGCUGCUUUUCUCUAAAUCUAAAUUUUUAACUGAAUUCCACAACACACGUAAAACAACGGACAUGAUCCACGGCGAGUGGAAGGUAAACAAGGACGGACUGAAGGAACGGGUCGUCUGUUUGACUAUUGCCAUCACGCAAACCAUUGGACCGAGGAGUGCGCAGGUAACGGAAACGCAGGUCAUGCGCGAUUGCAGCAAACCGGGCCAGCUUUACUCGAUCGAUGUCAGCGCGGUUCAGGGCGGCAUCCCGUACGCCGAUAGCUUCUACGUGACUCAGCACUACUGCAUGUCCCGCACCAAGGACGACCACACGGUUCUCUCGGUGCACGCUCAAAUCCACUACAAGAAGAAUAUCUUUGGCUUUGUGCGUGGUUUUAUCGAGAAGAACACCUGGGUCGGACUGGAGGACUUCUACAACGCACUGCUUCGUAGUCUACAGAGCGAGUACUGCAUCCCGCCGGCCAAGAGCAAAAGCCGCCGAUCGCGCAAGCCUGCGCCUUCUCAGCACGCCAAGGUUCUGGAGGAACCGGCGGUUCAGCGAAACACCCCACUCCUUCCAGCGGCAGCCGCGGCCAGUGCUUCCACUAAACCACCCGCCCCGCAGACCUUCUUCUCCUGGUUCAUUGUGAUUUUGUUAGUGAUCUUAUUAUCGAUAAAUGUUGCACUCUAUGUUAAGUUGUGGAACCUGGAGGGUGAAAACGAGAGCCUGUUCAGGGGCGACAGCGUGGCCGCAGCCGUUGAUCAGAAAAUUCUUGAAAACCCCCCUCAGACGCACGCCGAUUGGCUCGCUUUGCUGCACGAACAGGAAACCAAGCACGCAAAGGAAAUGAUCAAAUGGCAGCAGAUUUUGCACACGGUGACGGAUCUCCUUAGAAAGGUAAGCAGUAUUUGUGAGAAUAUUCCGACUAAUGUUACUAGUAGUGAUCAGACGCUGCCGCAGUCGCAACAAAAAGCUUUUGGCAUGGAAGAAUUGUAGAGUAUUAUAAUAGCGCACGGUCAUAGUUGUGAAAAGGUAAUAAAGUUUAAAUUUGACUAUAGAUGAUAUAUUCAGACUAGGGAUAAUUAAA
Molecule: messenger RNA, 2571 nt
Organism: Armigeres subalbatus
Lineage: Eukaryota; Metazoa; Arthropoda; Insecta; Diptera; Culicidae
Product: protein Aster-B-like
Biological process (GO): intracellular sterol transport
Cellular component (GO): plasma membrane; endoplasmic reticulum membrane; endoplasmic reticulum-plasma membrane contact site
Molecular function (GO): sterol binding; sterol transfer activity
Source: RefSeq, a predicted model, not a curated record